AUGGGAAGCAAAUACCUUGGCACACUGGUUAAGACACUCAUUCCAGAUCAUGUGCUCGAGCUCGUAUACUCUUUCUCGAUACCUGAUGUAAGGAGAGAAACAUCAUUGCUAGAUGUUGGGAAGCGAUUGUCGUUGACCGAGCUGAUAUCGAAGGCCAUAAAGCAGCCGGAUCCGUCAGGCCCCUUUCCUGUGCUCCGACGCUUAAACCGAGGUUGCUGCUUUAGCCAUCGCGAGAAGAACACGCGACUCAAAGGACACACCGUUCGAUUCCACCGUCGAACUGGGAAGCCUACCUCUCCGACGGAUACGAGUCUUUGGACAUUAUCAAAAGUGCAGAAUGUUCCUGGCACGAUGACGGUUGCAUCCUUCUUUCGAGAGUUGUACUCUCUCGAUACAUUGGAUACACGCUUCACAAACUCCUCCUCGACACCCCUGAGAACCGCGAACGAGACUACCUCCAAACCUGCAGAAAGAGAUGGAAAGGCAACGCCUGCGGAUGUGUCACCUCCGCGAUGGCGGACUCCAGAGUUCUACUUCUAUGCACUGGUCUUCCUGUUCUGUGUACCACAAAUGUAUUGGGCGGUGGUCGAGGUUUCGCAGCGUAAGAGACGAUACAAUUCCCGUGGUCAGGCACAAGUUCUGACAGGUACUGGAAUAGCCGAGUCCCCAAAUUACUCAAAAUAUGAAUACCUACUGUCUCCGGGCUGGCUCUUCGGCAGGAAAGUGGACAAUUCAGAUGGCCAGUAUGCCAGCUUUCGAGACAACAUCCCAUACUUAGCCGUUCUUGUCAUGCUUCAUCCAAUCCUGCGGCGUGUUUACGAACGACUGUCAGGAUCGGACUCACCUAUGGCUAAUGGUGAAUCGAAUCCAAAGCCUGGUGUCCAGAAUGCCGAGCAGCGCCUACGGCGUAGACUGGCGUUUGAUUUCUGGUCUGCCUUGGUCUACAUUGCCGCGCUAAACGGAGCGUCGAUGUUGAAGAUUCUCUUGAUUCUCUUCGUUAAUUUCAAGAUCGCCACUGCCCUCCCUCGGAACUCUAUCCCAGUCGCGACGUGGGUGUUCAACAUCACCAUACUCUUCGCCAACGAGCUCACCCAAGGCUACCGCUUCUCUGCCUUGGGGAAUGCUCUUGCUCCCAUUGUGCCUGCCGCGGCAGACUGGGGGAAAAUCCUCGACUCUUACGGCGGCUUGAACCCACGUUGGGAAGUGCUCUUCAAGAUCACCAUCCUGAGAAUGAUAUCAUUUAACCUUGAUUACUACUGGUCAUUGGAUCGCUCGCGGGCGGGUAGUCCUGUCGAGAAGAAGCAACUCGACCCUGCAGAACCGUCUGAGAAAAACCGAGUUGCGAUGCCAGCUCCCGCGUGGACAUUCGCAUCAUUCCGCACCUACAUCGCUUACAUACUAUAUCCGCCUCUGUAUCUUGCAGGACCUAUCUUGACCUUCAAUGACUACAUCUCACAAUGCACCUACCCACCACCAUCCGUUACAAACAAACGCACGACAUUUUACGGCAUCCGAUUUCUGCUCACUUUGUUCUGCAUGGAGUUCCUCUUGCACACCACAUAUGUGGUUGCAAUCUCGAAAGUGAAGCCAGACUGGUCCUCAUACACGCCUUUUCAGCUCAGCAUGCUCGCUUAUUUCAAUUUGCACAUCAUAUGGCUAAAGUUGAUGAUUCCAUGGCGUUUCUUCAGGCUAUGGGCAUUAAUCGACGGGAUCGAUCCACCCGAGAAUAUGGUCCGGUGUAUGAGCGACAAUUAUUCGGCAUUCGGGUUCUGGCGUUCCUGGCAUCGUAGCUUCAACAGAUGGACAAUCCGCUACGUGUACAUACCACUUGGUGGCGGCCCUGGAGGUGGAUCUGGACUAGUGAGAGGAAUCUUUAAUAUGCUGACUGUCUUUACCUUCGUUGCUCUGUGGCACGAUAUCAACUUGCGAUUGUUGAUGUGGGGAUGGCUAGUCACGCUAUUUGUCCUACCAGAGGUUCUGGCGACAAUGGCUUUUCCAAAGUCGAAGUGGAAGAGUCGACCGAACGCUUACCGGUUCAUUUGCGGGAUAGGUGCUGUGGCCAAUAUCCUUUUGAUGAUGGCAGCGAACCUUGUCGGAUUUGCUGUUGGAUUGGAUGGCUUGAUGGGUCUUGUCCACGGGAUUAUUGGUAGCUGGCAAGGUGCGGCGUUCAUGCUCGCAGCUUGUGGUGCCCUCUUCGUGGGCGUUCAGGUCAUGUUUGAGCACCGGGAAGAAGAGAAGAGAAAUGGUGUCAGGUUGAAAUGCUGAUGGGUUGCGUAGGAUUAGAUCCCGUCCCAGGAUCUCAUCGCAGCUUAAUGUAUGCGGCGUGACUCCAAAUUUCUGAUCUCAACGGGUACCCAGUGUUCUGGAGAAGACAGUGGCUGAAUAUGAAAUGGCUGAAGUUAAGUCCUCAUGGAGAGAUUUUGUGGAGAGAAGCAUUUUCGGAGACAGUCGCAAAAUAUUCCCACUUCAGGCGUG
Messenger RNA from Exophiala xenobiotica, 2475 nucleotides. RefSeq lists its product as uncharacterized. Gene Ontology annotation, cellular component: endoplasmic reticulum. The record is from RefSeq and is a predicted model, not a curated record. The coding region runs from base 1 to 2265 and encodes 754 amino acids. The transcript is spliced from 3 exons. Lineage: Eukaryota; Fungi; Ascomycota; Eurotiomycetes; Chaetothyriales; Herpotrichiellaceae. Gene Ontology annotation, biological process: GPI anchor biosynthetic process.